Cylicocyclus nassatus is the source of this 778-nucleotide messenger RNA. The record is from the annotation of a GenBank genome assembly. NCBI's taxonomy places the organism in Eukaryota, Metazoa, Nematoda, Chromadorea, Rhabditida, Strongylidae.
UGUAAAAUCAGCCAAAACUCUCCAUUACUCUUUUUAGAAUUUCAAUCUCUUCCGAGUAAUGGAAGAAGAUGUGAAGGAGGACAAGAAAAAUCAGAGUGCGUCCGCUCAGCCUUCUGCUGAAAAACCCAGCACAUCUAAAAAGGAAGAUGACAAUGCCAGGUUUGAGUGCAACAUAUGUUUGGACACGGCAAAAGAUGCAGUGGUCUCAAUGUGUGGUCAUCUAUUCUGUUGGCCGUGCCUAGUUCAAUGGCUAGAUACGCGUCCAAAUCGGCAACUUUGUCCUGUAUGUAAAGCUGCCAUCAGCAAAGACAAGGUAAUUCCUCUGUAUGGUCGUGGAGGCGAUAAUACUGAUCCCCGCGAAAAGGUGCCCCCUCGUCCUCGUGGUCAACGGACUGAAGCACCACAGCAGGGAUUUCCGGGCUUCCAAUGGGGAGACGGUGGACCUGGAGGUGGCGUGCAAUUUUCUCUUGGAAUAGGAGUUUUUCCUUUAUCUUUCUUCACGACAUGGUUCAAUGCUCCGCAAGACCCUCGGCCGGCUCCACCACAGCAAGGUUCCCGUCAAUAUCAGGAAGAGCAAUUUCUUUCUAACAUGUUUCUGUAUCUUGGCGUCUUCUUCGUUUUAUGGCUUGUCUUUGUAUAAUCAUACCCUCGUCUUUGUGUUCGCACGGGCGUCGCAGUAACUAAUUUCAAAUUCGUAUUGAAAGAUCUAUCAUCUAAAAAUUAACAUUAUAUUUCAUGUAUGUCUGCAUACCCACUGAAGAAAGCUCAUACAUCUUCU